UUUUGACGUUUGAACUCUGACAACUCAAUUAAUUAAUUAAUAAUAAAUAAUUGUAAUCAAUAAAUAAUUAUUGACCUAUUGUUUCUUGUGACCACUAUAGGGAUACAAGACAUUUUCACAGUGGCAUGGGGACCAGAGAUAGUGUCAUUGGGCUGGUGGGUGUGGAACUUGGUGCUGAAGGAAAGACAGUGUCCUACACUGAACUGCUAUAUCCGACUAAUGCCUUAUGUGGCCACAUUUCUAACACGGCAUCCAGCACUCGUUCUCCCUGUUCUCAGAGCCCUGUCCGAGGUGUCCAUUCUCAGGGCAGCAGGGAUAGAGGAACUGAAGCCAGAGACUGUGUGGAUUAUGACCCUAAUCUCUUAGAUGAUCCCCAGUGGCCUUGUGGAAAACAUAAAUGUGUGCUUGUCUUCCACUCCUACAUGACCACAGUGAUAGAGUAUGUAAAGCCAUCAGACUUAAAGAGAGACAUGAACGAAACCUUCAGUGAGAAGUUUCCACAUGUUCAGCUAACCCUCAGCAAAAUCAGAAGUCUGAAGAGAGAGAUCAGGAAGCUAGCCCAGGAGGACUGUGGGUAUGAGGAGCCCACAGUUGCCAUGGCUUUUGUUUACUUUGAGAAGCUAGCGCUGCAUGGUAAGAUUGAUAAGCAGAACCGAAAACUGUGUGCCGGGGCCUGCAUCCUGCUUGCAGCCAAGAUUGGCAGUGAUCUCAGAAGACCUGAAGUCAAGAGUCUGAUUGAUAGGUUGGAGGAGAAAUUUCGGCUGAACCGGAAGGAUCUUCUGGCAUUCGAGUUUCCAGUGCUUGUAGCCUUGGAAUUUAAACUGCAUCUGCCCCAUCACGAAAUUCUACCACACUACAGACGCCUCCUGCUCACCUCUUAUAACCAGAAGAGCCAGUAAACCACAAGACUUAGAAGAGGUUGCCCAAGACCACUUUUUCUUCUCUGAUACUGUCACUUAUCCAAUGUUUUUGCAAAACAGCUAAGCCUUAAAGUGGGCAUUUUGUAAUUUUAGCACUUAAACCGGCCAUGUAAAAGUAUAUAAAAGUAUGC
Colossoma macropomum (tambaqui) is the source of this 1051-nucleotide messenger RNA. Its product is annotated as CDK5 and ABL1 enzyme substrate 1-like. Gene Ontology annotation, biological process: regulation of cell cycle; nervous system development. The record is from RefSeq and is a predicted model, not a curated record. Bases 126 to 899 code for a protein of 257 amino acids. Lineage: Eukaryota; Metazoa; Chordata; Actinopteri; Characiformes; Serrasalmidae. Gene Ontology annotation, cellular component: cytosol. The transcript is spliced from 6 exons.